AUGGCAACUACUACGCAGUGGCGAAAAAUUCUCUAUGAAAAACAAGACUAUGCAGAUAAUUAUGUGGAUGCAUCAUUUUUGAAUGAACUCAGAAAGAAUCUAUUUGUUCGAGCUUAUGAUUACCAGACUCUUGUUGUGGAGUCGACAUGCAUCACUCAGCAGUUCACCAGCAUUGCACUGUUCAUCGCAAUGUUCUUCUGCAUGGAAGACCACUCAGUCUCCCCUCAAGCAUUCUGGGUACUUGCCUCACUACUGACGAUAUGCGGCUACACAAGCAACAUGAUGAUGCUGAAGUUCCAGGGUUCAGAGGUUACAAUUGAAUUAUUUUUGAGACAUCUGAAAACCUGUUUGCUGUUCCAAGGAUUCAGUGCUGCCUUAUCUCCAUUGCUGGUGUCUCUGACAGAGACCAUCAGUACAGACACCAUCUAUGCCAUGACCACAGUCAUGCUGUUGGCCAACCUCCUGUUUUAUAACUACCAGUCCAGCGAGGAAAGUGUGCCAGGAGCUUUAUCUCUGAAUGCAGCUGUGUUUGCCUCUGUGUGUUUGGCUUCCAGAUUACACACUCCCUGGCACGCUUUCACCACAGUCACCACUUCCUUUGAGCUGUUUGCCCUGUGGCCAUUAUUCAGAAGAAAUUUAAAGACAUGGAACCAGACUACUCAUGUCAUAUUCAGCCUGAUACUGACGUGUGUAUGUAUUAUAUGUCUGGGCUCAAAGACCUUUGUUGGAGCUGUACUGUACACUCUAGUUGUUCUUUUCGUCACAUGCGUCUGCCCAGCUUGGCUAUACAGAUUACAACCACAUAAAAACAACAUAUAUGGACCCUGGGAUGAGGCAACACCCACCUGA
Messenger RNA from Candidula unifasciata, 849 nucleotides. The record is from the annotation of a GenBank genome assembly. Lineage: Eukaryota; Metazoa; Mollusca; Gastropoda; Stylommatophora; Geomitridae.